UAUCCAAGCAUGAUUAAGGCUGCGUUGACCCUUAUCUGAAUAUCUGUAUACUGUAUAGUACAAUGCAACUAUACUGUGUGUAAAUAAUCCCAAUCCAUUACAGCAAGAAAAAGGUAUCCGAAAAUGUCAAGCUCUCACAAAAAGAACGAUGUGUUCAUUAGCUUUAGAGGUGAAGAUACCCGUGAAACCUUGACAAGCCAUCUCUACGAUGCACUCAAGAAAGAAAAAAUCGAAACAUACAUUGACUACAAACUUCAAAAAGGAGAUCAAGUUUGGUGUGAACUCGUCAAAGCAAUUCAACAUUCAACUGUGUCUAUCGUUGUGUUUUCAGAAAACUAUGCUUCCUCGAAGUGGUGUUUAGAUGAACUUGUUCAAAUACUUGAAUGUAGAAAAAAUAACGGUCAAGUAGUUAUACCAGUGUUUUAUAGAGUAGAUCCAUCACAUAUUCGUCAUCAGAAAGAGAGUUAUGAGAGAGCAUUUGCAAAAUAUGAGAGACAGAUUAGGAAUGAUGAAUCUCAUGAAGAGAAAGUGUUGGGUUGGAAAGCUGCACUCAGAGAAGCUGCUAAUAUUUCUGGAUGGGAUUCAUCUACUUUCAAGGAUGAUUCUCAUGUCAUCGAGAAUAUUGUGAGAGAUGUUUGGCAGAAGUUGACCCUGAUGUAUCCUAAGGUCUUGAAAGGCAUUCAAAUUGAUGAAAACAGUAAACAUGUUGAUUUAUUACUGAAAAAAGUUUCAAGAAUUGGAAUAUGGGGUAUGGGUGGCAUAGGAAAGACAACCAUAGCAAGACUCAUGUUUGUGAAAAACAUUGCAAAAUAUGACAGUGUAUGCUUCAUGGAAAAGGUAAAAGAAGAAUCAGAAAAGCUCGGACUAACACAAGUACGUAAUAAUAUUUUUAGCGAGCUACUAAAGAGACAGAUUACUGCAUCAGAUGUUAUUGGAGACACAUUCAUUAAGAGGAGGCUCAGUGGUAGAAAAGUUUUCAUUGUACUUGAUAAUGUCAGUAAUGCUGCACAAUUAGAUUAUUUGUGUGGAGAACUUGAUGAACUUGGACCAAACAGUAGACUCAUUAUCACAACAAGAGACAGGCACACACUCAGGGGAAGAGUUGAUGCUAUACACGAGGUUAAAAACUGGAACUUCGAAGAAUCUUUAAAUCUUUUUAUAUUUGAAGCCUUCAAGCAAAGCUGUCCGCAAAAGGGUUACGAGGGUCUUUUGGAAAGGGCUGUUGAAUAUGCAGGAGGAGUUCCAUUAGCUUUGAAAGUUUUAGGUUCUCAUUUUCAUUCUAGAAGUCCUAAAUUUUGGAAAUCUGAAUUGGAUUAUUUGAAGGACAAAAGAGAAUGCAUGGAUGAAAUUCAAAAAGUGCUACAAGUGAGCUAUAGUGGAUUAACAAAGCGUGAGAAGGAAAUUUUUCUAGACAUUGCAUUCUUUUAUGAAGGUGAAAGUAAAAAUUUCGCCACAAAGAUACUAGAUGCAUGUGGUUUGAGCGCUACUAGUGGGAUAGAAAUACUUGAAGAUAAAGCUCUUAUAACUAUUUCAAUUAGUAAUACAAUACAAGUUCACGACUUACUACAACAAAUGGCUUUUGAUAUAGUUCGUAAUGACCAAGGAAAGCGUAGCCGAUUGAGGGAUAUUGAAGAAGUUCGCGAUGUACUUAAAUAUAAAAAGGGGGCUGAUGUUGUGGAAGGCAUAAUAUUCGAUUUGUCUCAAAAAUCAAAUUUAUAUGUCAAAGCCGACGUAUUUGACAUGAUGGUUGAUUUACGAUUUCUUAGACUAUAUGUACCCUUGGGUAAGAAGAGAUUGGCUACCUUGAAUCAUUCUGAUCAAGGCAUUAAGCAAUUUUCUGAUAAACUUAGAUACCUUGAGUGGAAUGGAUACCCUUUCAAGUGUCUUCCAGAUCAUUUUUGUGCUGAGUUUCUUGUUGAGAUUCGCUUGCCGCAUAGCAAUGUAGAGUAUCUCUGGCACGGGAUACAGGAACUUGUGAAUUUAGAGGCAAUCGACCUAAGUGAGUGCAAACAUUUGACCAACCUCCCUGAUUUGUCUGAGGCGUCAAAACUCAGAUCGUUGUACCUUUCAGGCUGUGAAAGUUUGUGUGAAAUUCAACCUUCUAUUUUUUCUAAGGACACGCUUGUUACUCUAUUGCUUGAUAGGUGCACAAAUCUGCAAAGUCUCGUGAGUGAGAAACAUUUAAAAUCUCUACAAAAGAUCAAUGUCUACGGAUGUUCAAGCCUGAAGGAACUUUCAUUGUCCUCUGAUUCAAUUGAAAGUUUGGAUUUAAGCAAUACAGGAGUUGAAAUAUUGCAUUCUACAAUUAGUGGUAUGAGCAAUCUUCUGUGGCUCAACUUAGAAGGUUUAAAACUCACAAAUCUACCGAAUGAGUUGUCUUGUCUCAGAUUACUUACUGAACUUCGACUUUCUAACUGUGAUAUAGCAACUAAAUCGAACUUAGAAGGCAUAUUUGAUGGCUUGGAAUCAUUGAAAAUACUAUAUUUAAAAGAUUGUGGUAACUUGGUUGAACUCCCUACAAACAUCAAUUCUUUAUCGUCAUUGUAUGAGUUAAGACUAGAUGGAAGUAGUUUGGAGACGCUACCUUCAAGCAUCAAGUUUCUUUCAGAGUUAGAGAUUUUAUGCUUAGACAAUUGCAGAAAGCUUCAUUCUCUCCCAGAGCUUCCUCCAGAAAUCAAAGAGUUUCGUGCUGAAAACUGCACUUCAUUGGUCACUGUAUCCAGUUUGAAAACUUUUGCAGAAAAGAUAAAAGGAAAGGAGAAAUACAUUUCAUUCAAGAAUGACAUGAUGAUGAAUUUGAAUCGACCUUCAUUCAACUGGGUUGUGGAAGAUGUCAUAUUAACAAUGCAGAGCGUUGCAUUUCACAACAUAUUAGUAAGGCAAUACAGUUUGGAUGCCCACAGCUACAAUUAUAACAGUGCAGUGGUUUGCUUACCAGGAAGCGAAGUUCCAUGCCAGUUCAAAUACCGAACAUCAGACUCCAAAAUAACUAUUGGAUUUCCUGACAUAUAUUACUCCUUGGGAUUCAUUUUCUGGGUGGUUAUUUCUCCAUCCAAUAGAAUGAAGAAUGAGGAUGGUAGUGGUGCUAAAAUUCAAUGUAAAUGUUACAGAGAAGAUGGCAAUAGGGUGGGAAUUGUGAAUAAGUGGUAUAGUGAACCUAUUACAAAUUUAAGCAUGGAUCAUGUUUUUGUGUGGUAUGAUCUGUACUAUUCUCACAGCAUACUCGGUUAUGGUAAAAGGAAUGUUUCAUUUGAAUUUUUCCUUACAAAUGAUAUGAAGGAACAUGAUGGCUUCUUCAAUAUAAAAGAAUGUGGUAUUUCCCCAAUCUUAUCAACAGAGUUGCCAAGGCUUUUAAACAAAAUAAAUUUGAGUGCGGACAUGAAAUCAGAUUUGUAUAAUGCAGUGAAACUCCAGUCAAAGUGAAUUGGAACAUAUAAUGAGAAGAGUGUGGUCUCUUUACUAUUGUUUGCUAAUUCUUUUUUAUUCUAUUGAGUCAGACACGUUUGUAUGAUAUCCAUCAAUAUGUCAGAAGGUAGAUUGUUUCAACUCAACCAAUAUGAAGUAGAAAA
Vicia villosa (hairy vetch) is the source of this 3569-nucleotide messenger RNA. RefSeq names its product disease resistance protein RPV1-like. The record is from RefSeq and is a predicted model, not a curated record. Bases 124 to 3423 code for a protein of 1099 amino acids. Gene Ontology annotation, biological process: signal transduction; defense response. Gene Ontology annotation, molecular function: ADP binding. The transcript is spliced from 4 exons. Lineage: Eukaryota; Viridiplantae; Streptophyta; Magnoliopsida; Fabales; Fabaceae.